GAAGCCCCCACUGAAGCCCCCACCGAAGCCCCCACUGAAGACCCAACGACUACAGCGGCACCAGAGGAAGGUCGUCGCCUUCAGUCGUCCAACGAUUUAGCCAGCACGAUGCAGCACAUCGACGAGUGUGCCGUUGGGGUGUGCAAGGCGUCGGCGGACGCCGCGUUUGCCGACGACGUUUGCGGCAAUCAGACGUUUUCGUACAUCCACCAGUGCCCGGACACGUCGUGCUUGGAUACGAUCGUGGCCAACGUCAACAAGUGUGUGACGUGGGGCGACUUUGUCGCUUGUGCCAGCGACAAUUGCUUUGGCUCGCCGGAUCAAGGCAACAAUACUAGUCCUUCGGGGGGUAGUUACUAUGGCAACGCAACUGAUGGCUACUACGGCAACCAAACUGGUGGCUACAACGGGUGGCCCAACACGACCGGCUACGUCGGUAAUAAUGGUACGAGCUACCCGCCCAACAACGCCGGAAGUACCAACUACCCAGGAAGCACCGGGUACGCUGGAAGUGGCUCGUACUCUGGUGGAGAAAACAGCGGUUCCUCUAACGGCAACAACGAUGGGGGCGACUUUACGACCAUUUUGGCACAGCUUCAAAACUGCACCACGGGCAUUUGCAUGGACGAAGCCGUGAAUGCGACGGGCGACAUGGGUUGUGGCGCCGCGGAAAUUUCGAAUUUGUUGGCGUGUACCGAUGGUCUGUGCCUUGAUAAUAUUGUCAAGGCGUCGACUUGCGAGUCGUUCCGCGAUUAUGUCGAGUGUGUGAGUACCAAAUGCUUUCGCGAUGAUAAGGGGGGUGGUGGCAACAGCGGGAGCUCCACGGGCACCCCCGACGCCAACUCGUGCCCAGCCCACUUGGUGUCGUACUGCACGGCCAAUCCGGAUGACGCAUCGUGCGCGCUGCCGUGCCCGUUUAACUGUUAUUUGCAGCCCAACUGCCCGUGCCAGGAGGAUGCGUGCACGGCGACGGCCAGCGCGCCCUUCUGCGUGCGUGAAGACGGCGUGUGUUCUCAGUUCAAAUCUGCGCUGGCCAAAGCCAAAUUCAGCCAUGGGGCGUUCAACCCAUCACAGGAGUGGCAGCGGCAGCAAGUGGCGCAGUACCUCGUGCCCCCCACCCCAUACGACCCCACGAACGACACGUCUCUAAGCCAACUGUGGCAACAAUGCAACCAAGCGUGGCCCCAACUGGCCGACAAUAUUGCUUCGUGUCUCAACACGUCUAUCACGUACUGCAACAAAGUGGGAUGGGACCAGGCUUGCAGUCCGGGCGAAGGGGCAACGGGCGUGUCCGAGUGCGGCGACGGAUUUGUCACAUUCGGCGAAACGUGUGACGAUGGCAACAACGUGGGCAGCGAUGGGUGCAGCAGCAUGUGUCAGACCGAAGACACGAGCCAGUAUUCGUGCUUGGAACAGGGCAAGCCGUGUUUUGCAUGCACGCGCCCUUAUGUUCAAUACGGAUCCAACGGCCAGCCGCUGCCCGGACAGUUCUGCACCAACGACCGCCUCGUAAUCGACAACGAGACGGUGCCCCAGAGCUCGCCUAUCUACUACCCGAGCUGCGCGUCGAUCACGAGCAUCGACGACGCGAUUGACUGCGACGUGUACGCCAACACAUUUUGUGCCAACUUGACGCUGCAAGGCACGAGCGACCCUGCGUGCCAACCCUAUGUGAACCUCACGCGCAAGUACACGGUACCGACGGUGGCGCAGUCGUGCGAGUAUCAAGUCAAGGAGAUUGACAUUGGCACCCAAGGAAUGACCUCGGCCAAGAUUGCGGUCUUGACGUGCAAGUUCCAAGACCCAUUCGGACUCUUGUCUGCGGAAGACGCGACGCCCAUCUAUAAAUUCAGAAACCCGUUCACGUCCUUGUCGAAAUCGUGGAAAGACAAGAUCACGGCGAAUGCGACCGUGUCAGCCAUCAUGAACACCAUCUACGGCACUCGAAACGACAUGUUUUACUCGCUCAAAGACCUCCGGCUCACCGACUUUUUCCAGUACGCGUUUCCCGAGUUCAACAUGAAAGACGGUCAAAUACCCUUCAACCAGCCGUCGUUGGCUCGACUCACGUACUACCUCCCGAACGCGACCAUUGACCCCCAAGGCCAAAUCGACGAGUUUGGCAACAACCCCAACUGCUGGGCCUCGGAUGGGUACGGCAGUAUGGACGUGAUCCCGUUGCCGCCGACGACCGAGCCGACCAAAUGGGCGAUGAAAGCCAUCCUCAUGCGGUUCCGGUACGAAGCGCUCAACUGGAACGACUGGAGCAAGAAGGAAUUUGCCAACUUCAACGCGUGGGACAUCGACGGCGGCAGCGUCUACCAGGACGCGACGCUCAACUUUGGCGUGCUCCUCAGCACGAGCAGCAAGGACGGCAACGGCAAAAUCCAAGAAAACGUCCAGCGCACGUGCUCGGACUGGAAUGUGCCGUGGCAAGACCAGGCGACGAGUCCGCUGUGUACGACCAUCGAGCAAGCGCUGGUGGACGGCCGGGCGUUCCUGAAAUUUGACCAGCAACUGUUCCAGAAAGGAUGCGCGAGCGAACAGUGCGAGUACAAGGUGGACCACUGCCGCCGCGUGCCCCUGACCAAGCGCACGCUCGUGGUGGACAAGACGCGCUUCGUGGAGUCGGCCGCGACCGUCGUGGCGCUGGCGAGCUCGAUUGACCAGGCAAAGACGUGGGAGGACCUGGUGGGGAACACGGUCAAAGUGGCGGUGGAAGCCGCGAGUGAGUCGUUCACGGACCCCGUGAGCUUGUUUUGGUCGCUUGUGGUCAAGGGCAAGCAGACCAAGUUUCUCAAGAACGUGCCCAACUACUGCAAAUUCGACUAUUACAACGACACGUCGUACUCGACCGUCAACCCUAAGUGGAAGGCGGACCCGUGCUGCAACUGGGAGAUGCGACAGUACUUGUGCUGCACGCCGCAGGACAUUCCCAACGGCGAGAUCGACGUCGUCCUCUCCACAGCGGACACGGAAAUCAGUACCCACUGCCCGGGCGUCGGCGCCCAGAUCCGCGACGUCGUGCAGUCUACAAUGAAGGCGCUGCAGCGCGCCGACAGCUGCUCGGCCGACUUGGACAGCAGCACCGGCUACGACUCGUGGAAAACCAUGUCCGCCGUGUCUGACACAUGUCGCACCACGAUCCAAAAGGCUGGCUCCGUCGACUGUAAAAAAGACAGCGACUGCUCUGUGUGUAGCCAAAGCACGUGCCAGCGCGACAAGGGGGCAAAAGAAGGGGCGGGCAAGUGCACUGUGCCGUGGGACGACAUGGAAGGAUGCACGUUAGAAUGCUACCAAAAGACCAUGGACAGCGAGCUGCUUCGGUAUUUGUACGACCAGUGGGACUUGAGUGUGACCGCGACCGUGGACGAGAAGAAGGCCAAGUUUACGGAAAUGAUGAGCGAGCCAACGUGCUCGGGGCCCCAAGCGUGGAUGCCGGACAUUGGGUACAACGGGUGGACGUGGCAGAUGAACACGACGUGUCAGAAGGAGCACAUUUGCGACGACUACGACUACCAAAACUACCUCCAGAACGUGGCCAACCAGCAGCAAAGCGGCGGGUACUACAGCUACUCGUGGCUCGACUUUCGAAACAACGACACAUGUGCGCUGUACAACGGCACGACUACAUGCACGUCCUUUCGUCCGGACGGCGAAUGCUACGACUGGGGGUACCAGUGCACGUUUGACCAAGUGCGCGGGCCGUGCAAAGACGUCAACCAGUGCUACCAAACGUGCCAGGCGCCGUACUCCCAAACUGGCUGCGCGUCGCUGAACGGAUCGUGGUUUACAUCCAACGGGUACGGGCAAUGCUGCCCCCCCGACGCGUACUUCAACGUGUCUGGCACCAACUCGAUCUGCUCGUACGCGCCGCCCAACAGCCCGAACUCGUGGAGCGUCAACGACGAAACAUGCUGUCGGGCGGCCAAGGGGAUUUGGUGGACGCAAGUCGACUACUAUGGCAACUCGAACGGCCAGUGCUGCUUUGGCAAGAUGCGACCGUAUGCCGACUACCUCACGGGGGCGAUCAACUACCAAUGCCAGCAGGACUUUUGGGGGUGGGACAACUCGGACUGCUACGACACGUGCAACUCGUUGCAGCAGAGCUGUACACAGUGCAAACUGGAUUCGUCCACCUGUCAAGGCACGGUGCACAAGCUCGCCAACAAAACCGCGUGUCUGUCCUACAGCACAUGCAACCAAGGCCAAUACCAACCGGACGAGUGCCGCAACCAUGUCGGGGACGAGCCCUUCUGUGCGCAAUGCUGGGGCUCGUGGUGCUACAAGCAGGGCAACCCCGCCACAUGUACCUUGUACCAAUGGGGCACUGACAGCUGCGCCAAUGCUGGCGGGGUGUGGGACUGGCGCGACUAUCGAUGCCACAUCAACGGCACCCAAGACACGUUGGCCGACCCAUGGUCGUGCUUCUCACCCGGACCCGCCGUGUGCCCCGACCCGCACAACAACUCGCGGGCGUAUGGCCCCGGCGAGCUCGUGCCGGCGUAUUCAUUCCGCGACAACCAGUGCGAAUCGGGCUGCUACGUGCCGGCGUCGACGGCGGACAAUUGCACGAGCGACAAAUACUGGUCGAUUCGAUGGAAGCCGCAGUAUGGCAAUGGUUCGGGCGCGUGUGCGAUUGAAACGUGGCAGAUCUCAGCCGACGACUGCGCCAACGAGUUCAACGGCGUGUACGUUGGGUCGACGAUCGUGUACAACGGCGGGCAGUUCAGUACCAAGGACCAGUGUGACCAAGGAAUUUGCCAGGGCGGGUUGAGCUGGGACGGGUGGUCACGAAAGCAGUGCGAGGACACGCCCAAGUUUCAGUGCAGCCAACAGUGCGAGCAGUGCUUGACGUGGAACUGGCCGUUCUACGCGCAAGACAGCGGCGGGUGCUUUAGCACGAAUGCCACGUACUGCCAGGGCCUUGGGCUCAGCGAUGUGCCCUGCUCGGUGUCGCAAUAUAGCUCGAAAUCGGCGUGCGAUGCCGACGCCGAUACGUUCUGGGUCAGCUGCAGCGACUUCAACGCCACCACGUGCGUCAACGCAAGCAAUCCGUACAUCUCCAAGAUGUCUUGUCAGUGGGGCUGGGGCCAGUGCAAGACCCAGGAGGCUUGCGAAGCUCAAGGCGAGUGCAACGACUGGGACAGCAUGCGGCAGCAGUGCGGCGACGACGGCUGGGACCACGGUGACACGUGCUACGCGUCGUGGGCCGACGACGUGUUCGACUCCAAUACCAACUCGUCUGUGACGCAGUGGCAUAGCGCGUACUGCAGCAACUGCCAGUCUGUCGAUGGCGUGUGUGUGAUCGAGCGGCCCAUCGAAGGGUGCCAAGCCAACAUGUGGCACAGCUUGGGCUGUCGCGUCGACGGCGUUCACAACGAGACGGCGUGCUAUGCCUUCAACGAAGAUGCUGGCUGGCUCACCAAAGCCAAAACCAAGGACGCGUGCCUUGCGCUCCUGCGAUGCGACGAGCCAGGGUACUAUGGCGGCAACAACAAGAACCUGGAAGAGUGCACCAAGUGCGGUGGCACGGGCAAGCCGUACUACACGUGGUGGGGAGGCGUGUGGUCGCGGCCAUACGUGCAAGAUCUCAAGUGGAUGGCCAACGGCACCCAGUUGAUUCCCGUCAACCAGUGGAAGCCAGCCAUCGCAGACUACAAGGUGCAAGACCAGCUGGCACUGCCCAUGGUCCGCAAGCUCGCCAACGCCAAGAAGACCCAAGCGUUGCUCAGUUACAAUGCGUUUUCGUCGUCGUUGGCGGUGAUUGCAUGUGCGUGCGGGUCGUCGAAAGCGAACGCGUCGUCAUGCUUUGACCAAAUCAGUGGCUCCAUUGAAGGGAUCACGGAUGCGUUCUGCGACUCGUCGGCGCCCGUGUCGGCCGGCUGCAGCAAAGCCGUGGUGCAGAAGAACUGCAGCUCGCCGAGCGGACGGCGUCGCUUGGCCGACGGGGCGCCCGCCGCCGGGGACGACAAACUCGCCAUCACGACCACGUACUACUCGGCCGGACCGUUUGCGAGCGCGCUCGAGCCGUUUUGCAACGCCACGGACCGCAUGCAGCGCAACCCCCUCGCGGUGCGCAACUCCCACGGGGUGAUUGUGGGCCAGCUCAUGGGGGACGGCAAAGGUCUGUCUGCCACAACCACGUUUUCGUCCAUCAGCAUCUGCUUGGAAAUGUCGCUCGACAUUCGGGUCGUGGACAAGCGGUUCCCCACGUAUGAUGUGGCAACGCUCGUGAACGGCACGUUCUCACCGCUUUUCCUGACGUCGUUCGUGUCACUCAACGCCCAAACUAUGUGCUUCUUGGCCAAACAAAGCGCCAUUUACUUCCCCAUCACCCGCCUCGCGGUGGCCAACCUGAACGCGAUCACGUGCAGCCAAUCGUGCGUGGCCUCCAACGGCAUCUGCGUCUACAGCGGCGCCACCAACGCUACGUCCUGCGUGUGCAAUUGCGGGUAUUCGGGUGUGAAUUGCGAGAUCGGGUGUGUGAACCAAUGCUCGUCGCAAGGCACGUGUACAAACAACACGUGCGUGUGCUUCAAAGGGUUCACGGGAACCGACUGCAGCGAAUACGACUGCCCCGUCGCCAAUGGCAAAAAGUGCAGCGGCAACGGCAUUUGCAAUGCGAACGCGACGUGCAUGUGCAACAACAACUUCAAAGGGGACGACUGCUCGCAAGCCAAAGUUACGCAGGCCAAGACCAUCGUGUUGCCCAAGGGGUUGGCGCCCGCGUCGACGGCUCCCAAGACGUCCGCGACAUCAACUAAGCCGUCGACGAGCGCCGCCGUCCCUGGCAAGGACGUGACUGCCACGACGACGACCAAGCCGGCCACGUUCCCCCCCGCCCCCAUGCUCACCCCCGCGCCGCCCCUUCCAACCAUUUCGUCGACUUGCGUGGCGUCAAAAUGCAAAACCGACUUUGACACGUGCAUGGAGACCUUUGACAGCUGCGCGUGCUUUCCGGGGCAGCUGCUUUGUGUCCAAACGAGUUGCAGCUCCGAGUACACUGGAAUUCUCGCCACGUGCAAGGGGCUGGUGGCCCAAGCCACGUCGUGCGUGUUGGACUGCAGCCCCAAUGCGUACCCUGUCAAGGGCGACACGACCAACGCGGUGGUGAUGGCCGUCGUGGCCAACAUCGCCAUCCAAGGCGUGACGGCCGCGCAGUUCACCGCGGCAGUCCAGGACAAGUUCAAGCAAGCGAUUGCCAGCGCCGUAGCGGGCGUCACCGCCGACAAGGUGACCAUCAUUAAGGUGACCGACGUCGCGGACGCCCGCCGUCGGCGCCUCCUGGAUGCGGCCAAGACGCUGUCCAUGACCGCGGACGGCAAAGUCAAGGCCAUGCACGAAGCACGACGCCAACUCGCGGGGUCGCACCUCGAAAUUGAGUUUUCCAUUUCCGUGUCGUCCCCGGACGCCCUCAAGGCCACCACAUCGUCGCUGCAAGCGCAAAGUGGCAGCGGCGGCGGCGGCGCGGCCUCGUCCCUGGCCACAGCCCUCGUUGCGACUGGAGUCGUCACGGACGUCGCGUCCGUUCAAGUCAAGUCGGUCAAGACCAGUGUCACCGUGGCGACGCCCACCACGACCACGGCGACACCCACGCCAACCCCAACGACCACGCCCAAACCAGCCGACAACACGACAGUGAUCGCGGCGGCAGCGGGUGGUGGCGCGGCCGCGGUGAUUCUACUCGUGUGUCUCGUCCGCUACUGCUACAAGAAGCGGGCCGAAAAGUCGGCGUGAGCGUCCUUGCCAACUACAUAUCGUACUUGUAUGACAUCAUCGAACGAUGAGUCAUGGUAUAUUUGGGUGAUUAACAAUACAUGCAUGUAUCUCUGAA
This is a messenger RNA of Aphanomyces astaci, 7837 nucleotides long. RefSeq lists its product as hypothetical. Lineage: Eukaryota; Oomycota; Saprolegniomycetes; Saprolegniales; Verrucalvaceae. The transcript is spliced from 26 exons. The record is from RefSeq and is a predicted model, not a curated record. The coding region runs from base 109 to 7740 and encodes 2543 amino acids.